Fusarium vanettenii 77-13-4 is the source of this 1794-nucleotide messenger RNA. RefSeq lists its product as uncharacterized. NCBI's taxonomy places the organism in Eukaryota, Fungi, Ascomycota, Sordariomycetes, Hypocreales, Nectriaceae. Bases 1 to 1794 code for a protein of 597 amino acids. The transcript is spliced from 2 exons. The record is from RefSeq and is a predicted model, not a curated record.
AUGGCCAACGCUGAGCGGAAGCCAAACGGCUUGGUUGCCUUUUUCGCAUCUGAUUACAACACCUUUAUUGCACUUAUUGUUACUACUCCGGUGUGCACGGCGCUGCUAUGUCUCUCUCUUAACGAUACCCUCUUUUCGGGGUCGUUCCUCGACUUCGUGACGGUGAACCGCCCGUCUGUUCAGUUUGCGGUCCAGAUUCUCGCCAAUAUGCUAUCCGUCCUUCAAGUUAUCGUCAUCUGCCGGAUCAUCAACCUCAGCGUUCGGAGACGACUCAAGACGCAUAGCAUGAGUCUUGAUCAGCUGCGAGCAUGGAAGGACGCCAUGAUUCCGCGCAUCAAUUGGGAUCUGCCUAUCGGCUACAUCGCACUACUUGGUCUCUUUGUGUCCGUCUCAAUGGUCUUCAGUGCCAUCUGGGCUGCUGCAAUGACACCAGUCGAGACCGACGAGAGUAUCAGCGGCAGCAUCCAGAUUCCCAGUUGGAGCAACAUGACCUUUGUAAAAGAAUACCCGUCACAAGUUGGAUCUGCAGGACCGACCAAGCAUACAGCUCUUGGAAAGUUCUCCUACUCUGUGGGAAUGCAGCUGCUGGGCAGUCUGCUCGCCGGUGCAGCAACUGCUUCUCCAAUCCACAACUCUUCUCGCAUCCACGAAAAGCUCGAUAGCACCGGUUACACCUACAUCGGACGAUCCUACGGGAUUGGCUCCUCUGUAGGCCUGGGCAAGGUCAACUUCAAAGAAGGGCGCGACCUGCUCGGGUGGAAGUAUCAAGAGUUGGGCUACGCUGCCAAAGUCAACUGCAUCUACAACAAAUCGGCAGACUUUGUGCUCAACUCAAAAGCCAACCUCCUCUUUGCGGCGGAAGGGGAAAUGCCGGAUAGCGACGACGGCCCGGAGUACUCCAACUACAUCGGCUAUGGAGAUGGCAACAACGUCCUGGCCAUCGGCGUCGCGCACUUUAAAGACCACAAUGCCACGGUUGCGCCUUUGAGGAGGUACAUCUCCUUUGCUGGCGGAUUCUGGUACAAGUUCCUCGACCAGGCGCAGUGCGAGGUUGACUUUGAACCGACGAGGUUCAACGUGACGGUCAACAACCUGGGCAAGAACAUCACCGUCGAGCGGACCAACGACACUGAUGUUCCUGACAUUGACCCAUCUCGCUGGCUCAAAGGAGUCUUACUACGGCAGUUUGAACUAAUUGCCAACGACGAAACGAACCUAUACGUUUCUACCGUUGGUUCGGCGUUCAACAAUUCGAUUACAGGCCAUCUCCUAAGUCUUGAGAUGAACGGCACCAAGUCAGUAUCAGACGACGAAAUUAACCUCCGGGGCAUCGAAAACGCAAUCAUAUCCAUGGUGGAUGACAUGCUGGCUGCCUACGCUUCCGCCCAGCUCAUGGUUGGAAACUUCAAAGACGACGUGAAAGGAACAGUCCGCGUCACCGCAGUCGCCAUCGGAGAAAAGAGAUUCACGAUCGCGGCCUUUGCCCUGAACAUGGUUGUUGCCUGCUUGUUUCUCCUGGAAGCUCUCCGAACAAGAGGCUGGAAGGAUCUCCCCGAGUUUGAUCCUUCAGACAUCCGCCACGUCAUGAUUGCCGCGUCAGAGGGUGGUGGAACUCUUGGAAGAGUCGGCUUCACUACGGAUAGUGAGAAGCUUGGAAAAAUCCAUGUAAGGUAUGGGGAGACUGGAACUGGGAGAUAUGCGCUCGCGGUGGAGGGGUUGACGUCGCCCACGGUCAAGUAUGAGAACAUGAGUUCACACUGUCGAAGGCGGAAUGAUAUAGGGAAAAGCGAUUGA